Darwinula stevensoni is the source of this 1483-nucleotide messenger RNA. The record is from the annotation of a GenBank genome assembly. NCBI's taxonomy places the organism in Eukaryota, Metazoa, Arthropoda, Ostracoda, Podocopida, Darwinulidae.
AUGACCCAUGAGGCACCUGACUCACGUCCGCAGGAGAUGAGGAAUAUACGAGGGACGCGGGAUCGUGUGGCUGAUGCUGCCUGGGCGCUGACGCCCUCCUGGACGUCUGAGGCGGUUCCAGCGACGAGGCGGAGAUCACCACUGUCGAUGGGAUCUUUCAGGGCCGGCGGUUUCUCCGAAGUUCGACUUCGGGAUGGCGCGGAGGUCGGGAAUCCGGAGACUGCGAACGGGCUGAUACAAUACUUCAGGAGCAAUCCAACGGCCCAGAAUAUACGGAUCGAGACCCGGAGCAGCGUCGAGUUCCCUGAGGUCACGGUGUGUCCCGGAAUCGCGUGGAAUUUCACGGCGCUCAAGGUCCUCAACGAGACCUGGAUUACAGCUUACAAAUCCAUUUGGAGUGGCUUGUUUCAGAAACUGCUCAACAUUAGUGUCUUGGAAGCACUGAAUUCGUUCACCUUAACGGACUUUAAUAAAAUCGUGGCUACCUGCACCAUAUAUCCCCAUCCGUUCAAAUCGUCUUCUUGUUCUCCUCGGCACGGCUGGACUUGGAUCGAUGGCAGCCGCGUCUACGAGACCGAUGCGGGGUAUUGGAGAGAGUCGCCGAUCGUGAAUUGGCAUGGCUCGGAUUCGCCCCUCAAAUUUUGCUACACUCUCCACGUUAAAUCGGAGCUCCGGAUGCCGCUUUCUUCCAUUUCCCCCGUCAUGGAACUCGGUCUGAGUUUCAAAGACUCCGUUAAUGAAUUGGAUAAUUUCAAUAAAUUCGAUAAAUCGGGCAAUCCCUAUUACCAGAUUCGCAUAGACUCUUCGCAGGAACCGUUCACAGCAGUGAGGAACAUCACAUUAUCGGGGCAGAUCUUCUUCCUCUUGGACGGGAAGAGUUACAUGCUGAGUCUGUCCUUGAAAUAUUAUCAUUUCCUGCCUUCGGGCAGUAAGUGCAAUGGGGACGAGGACUACGACUACAAGAAGUGCGUGGAAACGGCAAUAACGGAAAGGUUAAUGAAGAAAGCCCCAUGCGUCAAGUCGUCGGUGUUGCCGAUGAAACACGACCAGGCGGCAACCUUGCGCCAGUGCAACACCUCUCAAGACGAAAGGGAUUUGAUCAACUACUACCAUGGAGUGCAGAAACAUUUCGAUCCUGGAUGCCCGAGGAAAUGCAAGAGGACAACUUAUAACGCGAUCCAACUCGACGAUCCAGAUUUUCCUUACGAUCCGCAUUACGGCAUGAUCAAGUUGAACACCCCCAAAGCCGAAGUCGAGAUCGUGAACGAGCACGAGCUGACAUCGCUGGAACAGUUUCUCUCCAGCAUCGGAGGGAUGGUCGGGCUCUACCUGGGAGUCUCGCUCAUUGGUGUCUACGAAUGCUUGGAAUUUCUUGCCGUUUGGCUCAAGUCCCAAUUCCUCAAGGCUCAGAUUGAACGCGCGCAUCUUUGAAUUAGAUGAUGUAAAUAAUUUUGAUCAGCCUCAAUAAUAACUUUCCUGCCGG